This is a messenger RNA of Lotus japonicus, 3084 nucleotides long. Its product is annotated as pentatricopeptide repeat-containing protein At5g02860-like. The record is from RefSeq and is a predicted model, not a curated record. Bases 44 to 2392 code for a protein of 782 amino acids. Lineage: Eukaryota; Viridiplantae; Streptophyta; Magnoliopsida; Fabales; Fabaceae. The transcript has a single exon. Gene Ontology annotation, molecular function: protein binding.
UUAUUAGUACAACUGAAGCAGAGAAGCAGAAGCAGAAGCAGAGAUGGAGAUGGUUGAAAAGGUUGCUCUUCCUCUACUCCUCCCUAACUUACCUCCUUCCUCCAGGCCCACUCUUAUCCAUGACAUCAAUUCCUCUUCCUCUUCAUCUUCACACUCCCCCCGUCGCCACCGCACCAGUAUCGGAAGGUCCUCCGACCCCAACCGCGGCAAACCAUGGUCCAACCGCCGCCUCUCUGCUCGAGGUCAGCAAAUUCUCCAAACCUUAAUCGAUUCCCAUUCCAUUCCUCCACUCGAUGAUAUCUUGCCUCCACUCUUCGACCCUCCCUCCUCUCUCUCUCGGGAUGUUCUCGCUAUCAUCAGGGGUUUAGGGUUUAACGAGAAAUACGACCUUGCUCUCGCCGUUUUUGAUUGGGUUCGUUGCCGCGAGGGUUCUCUUCCUCUUUUGAGUGGCUCUGCUAUCGCUGUCAUCAUUAACCUUCUCGGCAAAGCGGGUCGGGUCUCAUCCGCCGCCUCCAUGCUCCGCACUCUCCAAAACGAUGGCUUCCAAAUCGAUGUCUACGCCUACACUUCUCUCAUAACCGCUUAUGCCAACACUCGCAACUACAAGGACGCCAUCUCCAUCUUCAACAAGAUGCAACAAGAUGGCUGCACGCCUACUCUCGUUACUUAUAAUGUUGUCUUGAAUGUUUAUGGUAAGAUGGGCAUGCCUUGGUCUCAGGUUAACGCUCUUCUUCAGGCCAUGAAAACACACGGGGUUUCCCCUGAUUUGUACACUUACAAUACACUCAUUAGCUGUUGUCGUCGCGGUUCUCUUUGUGAACAAGCUCUUGAGUUGUUUCAGCAGAUGAAGCUAGAGGGUUUCAGGCCUGACAGAGUUACCUAUAAUGCUUUAGUGGAUGUUUUUGCCAAGUCCAGACUCCCCGAGGAGGCCAUGGAAGUUCUCAUAGAGAUGGAAACUAAUGGAUUUUCUCCUACCACUGUCACUUACAAUUCAUUAAUAUCAGCUUAUGUCAGGGGUGGUUUCUUGGACCAAGCAUCCAAGCUCAAAACCCAAAUGAUGGAGAAAGGGGUCAAGCUUGAUGUCUUUACCUACACUACUCUUUUGUCAGGAUUUGAGAAGGCUGGAAAAGAUGAGUUUGCAGUUAACAUUUUUCAAGAGAUGAGAGCAGCAGGAUGCAAACCUAAUAUUUGCACUUUUAAUGCUCUUAUUAAGAUGCAUGGUAACAGGGGAAAGUUUGCCGAAAUGAUGAAAGUCUUUGAGGAGAUCAAGGUAUGCGGGUGUUCCCCUGAUAUUGUUACUUGGAACUCCCUUUUGGCCGUGUUCGGACAAAAUGGAAUGGACUCUGAAGUAUCAGGAGUUUUCAAAGAAAUGAAGAGAUCAGGGUUUGUACCCGAUAGGGACACCUUCAACACCCUCAUAAGUGCUUACAGCAGGUGUGGUUCCUUGGAUCAAGCAAUAGCUAUUUACAAGAGUAUGCUGGAAGCUGGAGUUACUCCAGAUCUCUCCACCUAUAAUGCUGUUUUGGCAGCAUUGGCUCGAGGAGGGUAUUGGGAACAAUCUGAAAAAGUCCUUGCUGAAAUGAAGGAUCGUCGGUGUAAACCUGAUGAGAUAACAUUCUCUUCUUUGCUUCAUGCCUAUGCCAAUGCUAAGGAGAUUGAUAGGAUGACUGCUUUUGCUGAGGAGAUAUACUCGGGUUCUAUAGAAGCAAAUGCUGUUCUGUUGAAGACCCUUGUUCUAGUAAAUAGUAAGAGUGGUCUGCUAACGGAAACAGAACGUGCUUUUUUGGAAUUAAGGAGAAGAGGAAUUUCACCUAACAUAACUACUCUGAAUGCAAUGAUUUCUAUUUACGGGAGGAAGCAGAUGGUGGCCAAAGCUAUUGAAAUUUUGAAUUUCAUGUAUGAGAGUGGAUUUACUCCAACUUUGUCUACAUAUAAUAGCUUGAUGUAUAUGUACAGCCGUUCGGAAAACUUCCAAAAGUCAGAAGAAAUCUUAAGGGAAGUUCUAGAAAAAGGUAUGAAACCUGAUAAAAUUUCAUAUAAUACUGUUAUUUAUGGAUAUUGCAGAAAUGGUAGGAUGAAGGAGGCUUCACGGAUAUUUUCUGAGAUGAAGAAUGCUGCACUUGUUCCCAAUGUUGUAACUUACAACACAUUUAUUGCAGCUUACGCUGCUGACUCGAUGUUUAUUGAGGCUGUUGAUGUUGUUAGAUACAUGAUCAAACAGGGAUGUAAGCCAGACCAGAAUACUUAUAACUCCAUCAUUGAUUGGUAUUGUAAGCACAAUCGGCAAGAUGAGGCAAACAGUUUUGUGAGAAACCUUAGUGGUCUUGACCCACAUCUUUCCAAGGAGGAAGAAAGUAGGUUACUAGAUAGAAUAGUUAGGGAAUGGCCAUAAGUUUUUCCAUGACUCUUCCACAGAGGCUAUUUUGGAACUCAGAAUGUUUCUUGGUCUCCAGUUCUAGAUGCCUUAGUCCCUUCCUCCUCCUUCGUUGCAUGUUAUGUGAUAUUUGGGUAUGGAGUUUGGUGAGUCACCCAAUGCAGAUGUGCUGGCGUGUUCCUUGAUCACAGUUUGUGGGCAUAAAAAGGCAGCAUGUAUAUCUGCUCAUUGAUUCUAGCUGGUGAGGUCACCCAGAAAGGGGGGAAAUUAAGGAAAUAUGAAGAGAAGGGAGAGGGGUUGGUUUUGAAUGCCAAUACCAUGUAGAAUAAAUAAUAAACUGUAUAGCAAGGCUAUCAUCAAGAAGGGGAAAAAACAUGUGCUAGGCUGUUUGUGUAUAGUCAUUUUGAUAACUGUAUUUAUGGUAUGAUUUAUUAUAAAGUGUAUCUGUAACAACCAAUAUGAAUUUGUGUUAAUGUUUUAGGAGUUGUAUUUAAGGGAAUGUAAUCUUUCAUACGAAGAAAUAUAUGUGAAAGUUGCACAAAAGAAUGUGAGUAGUCAACCAUAUAGAAGUAGGGUAGCAACUUGUAUUUCCUCUUUCUGUAUUCAUUUUGAAACAAGUUGUUCAUAUUAAAUAGUAUUGUUGUUAUCUAUAUUAAAUCUCAAACAUGGUCACUGCAGAUUGCUGCAGUGAGAUCAGUUUUUUGUUGUUA